AUGUUCAAUGAUAAGUUUUACACCUACUGGAAGAACAUGAUAGAGAUUUUUAUCAAGGCUGAAAAUUACCAGGUUUGGCGUGUUAUCGAAACUGGUGAUUUUGAAAUAACUGCAACUAAUGAUAAGAACGAGGUAGUUCCUAAACUUAUUUCUGAUUAUGAUAAGGAAUAUUAUCAUAAACUUGAAUUGAAUGCUUUAGCUAUAAAGUAUUUGCACUGUGGACUUGGACCUCAGGAACAUAAUCGUAUCAUGGGAUGCAAAUAUGAAAGGUUUGAAAUGCAAUCAAAGGAAUCUAUAGAGGAAAUGUUUACUAGGUUUAAUGACAUUAUUAAUGAAUUGAAUUCCCUUGGAAGACACAUUCCUAUUGAUGAACAAACAAGAAAGAUCUUAAGGAGCCUACCACAAGAUAAGCGAUGGAGAUCCAAGGUUACUGCCAUGCAAGAAGCCAAGGACUUCACGAAGUUUAACAUGGAACAACUAGCUGGAUCAUUGGUGACUCAUGAACUUCACCUGAGUUCCAAUACUGAAAGAUCCAAGAACAAGAGUCUUGCUCUUAAGAGGAAGAUCAACCAUAAGGCAAGACUUGAGGGGGAACUUGAGAAAUCCAGGAAAGGUAAACAACCUGUAGGAUACAGAGUUCCAGUUUGGAUCACCAAAGCUCAAACUAAAAGAACAGAAGGUUUGGGUUUCAAAAAGAAGUUUCAAAAGGAAAAGAAGUAUGUUGACCUACCUAGUAGUAUUGUUUGUUAUUUCUGUGGCAGUACUGGACACAAACAGAUUCCAGUGAGGGGGAACAACACUUGUUACCUCGAUAGUGGUUGUUCUAAGCACAUGACUGGAGACAAAUCUAGAUUUAUCUCACUAGAUGCCUACUAUGGGGGAACUGUGACCUUUGGUGAUAACAUGACAGGAGUUAUAGUUCCUAUUGGCAAAGUAGGAAGAAUCAUUCACAAUGACACUGGGAACAUUAUUUUAGAAGGAAAUCGUAAAGGGAACACAUAUGUUGUGGAUCUUAACGAGAGAUUUGGCCGUGAAAGCUUUACUUUACUUGAUAAAUUGAGAUCUAAGGAACUAGUGGAAGGAUUUCCUUGCAUUAAGUUCCUGUAUGAAAAGGUGUGUGAUGCUUUUGUUAGUGGAAAACAUACUCGAAUUUCUUUUAAGUCUAUGAAAUUGGUAAGCACAAAAAGACCUUUGGAACUUGUUCAUAUGGAUCUAUGUGGUCCUAUGAGAAUCCAAAGCACAAGUGGUAAGAGAUAUGUUAUGAAAGAACAGAGAAGAACAGGUAAUCCACUUAUUCACCUCAGAUCAGAUCAUGGAACUGAAUUUAAAAAUUUAAAAUUUGAUGAAUUUUGCACUGAGCAUGGAAUGGAUCACAACUUCUCUGCCCCAAGGACCCCACAAAAAAAUGGAGUGGUGAAACGCAAGAAUAGAAGCCUUGAAGACAUGGCUAGAACAAUGCUGAUCUCAAGUGGUGUGCCUAGGAACUUCUGGGCAGAAGCAGUGAAUACAGCAUGCUAUAUUCUUAAUAGAGUAUCAGUUAGAGCCAUCACCAACAAAACUCCUUAUGAGCUAAUCAAAGGGAGAAAACCAAAUAUUUCUUACUUUAGAUAUUUCGGUUGUAAAUGCUUUGUUAAUAAUAAUGGUAAAAGAAACUUAGGAAAGUUUGAUGAACGUAGUGUUGAGGCAGUAUUCUUAGGAUAUGUCUCUAAUAGUAAAGCAAUAUAA
Messenger RNA from Chenopodium quinoa (quinoa), 1725 nucleotides. RefSeq lists its product as uncharacterized. The transcript has 7 exons. Gene Ontology annotation, molecular function: nucleic acid binding. The record is from RefSeq and is a predicted model, not a curated record. NCBI's taxonomy places the organism in Eukaryota, Viridiplantae, Streptophyta, Magnoliopsida, Caryophyllales, Amaranthaceae. Gene Ontology annotation, biological process: DNA integration. Bases 1 to 1725 code for a protein of 574 amino acids.